Molecule: messenger RNA, 3017 nt
Organism: Alnus glutinosa
Lineage: Eukaryota; Viridiplantae; Streptophyta; Magnoliopsida; Fagales; Betulaceae
Product: receptor-like serine/threonine-protein kinase ALE2
Exons: 9
Coding region: 459-2792 (777 amino acids)
Biological process (GO): protein phosphorylation
Molecular function (GO): protein kinase activity; ATP binding
Source: RefSeq, a predicted model, not a curated record
CAAGAUCUCUCUCUCUCUCUCUCUCUCUCUCUCUCUCUCUCUCUCUCUCUCUCUCUCUGUGUAUACGUAUACGUACAUAUAUAUGGUGUAUAUGUAUGUGUAUGUGUACGUGUACGUGUCGGCGUAGGUGUAGAUCACUCUUUGGCUAGAUCUUCGACCGCAUUUCAUGGAUCUUGAAGCCGACCUACACGCAUUGUCUUCUUCUUCUUCUUGGUCUCUUUCUCUCUCUUAGGGUUUUGUUUUCACACACCGCAUGUGUCACUGACGCUCUCUCAGCAAGCUCGUCGUAGCAAUGCGGUCUCUUUGUUCAACCUCUGGAUGUGACGGAGGGGUUCGCCGGCGGCGAGUGCUUCACCGGAAACCUAGGAGGUCGUGGGGAGUGUCCGGGGAGGCCGCCGAGCACGAGGGUCUUGGUAACUGACGAUGGUCUUUGUGGGGUUUUGGUUCCGUGAGAAAACAUGCCGGCUCUGGUUCUGCUCCUCCUUCUUCCUAUGCUCAACUUGGUUUUCUUUUGUUCAGGGCAUCCAUUGUUGCACAUCUACUUGUCUCCUUCUCUUCUACCAAACAAGCCAGUAUCUAUGAGAGAAAUCUUAGUGGAACAUGCAAGGUCAAUUUCAAUGAGUGUGUCAUUUGCUCCAUCAAAACCACCCAAAAUGUUGGUGGUUAAGCCUUCUUUGGGACCAUCCACUGCCCCUGCACCGUCUCCACUUUACCAAGGUCCUAGCAGUCAUCCCCCAACAGGAAGUCAUCAUCAUCAUCAUCGUCAUCGUCAGCGUGGGAGAACUGAUGCAGCUGCCCCGUCCCCUUCAAAAAACCAAGCUUGUGAUCAAAUUUGUAUGGAGCCACUUACUGCAACUCCUUUUGGUUCACCUUGUGGUUGCGUGUUUCCCAUGAAAGUCAGACUUCUUCUUGAUGUAGCUACUUAUGCUGUUUUCCCAGUAAUGAGUGAGCUAGAGAUCGAAGUUGCAGCAGGCACCUAUUUGGAACAAAGUCAAGUUAAAAUAAUGGGUGCUAUUGCGGAUAGUCAAAAUCAGGAAAGAACAGUAGUGGAUAUUAACUUGGUUCCACUGGGAGAGAAAUUUGAUAAUACCACUGCAGUACUGACGUAUGAGAGAUUUUGGCAUAAGAAAGUGCCUCUAAAUCAGACUCUUUUUGGUAAUUACGAAUUGGUAUACAUUAGUUAUCCAGGCAUUCCUUCUUCACCACCCUAUGGGAGUUACGGUGGCAGUGGACCAAGUGGAAGUGCUGGAGAUCUCCCAAUCUCUGCAAAUUUUGACAAGAAGAACCAACGGAUGAAUCUUAAAACCAUUGCCAUCAUUGCUUUGUCUGCAUUUGUACUCUUAUUGGUUUUCAUAGGAGCAGUCUCCAUUUUUUUGAAGUGGAGGAAGGUUGGAAGACCAUCAAGUGCCGUUGGUCCUGCACUUACAUCCCCUACAAACAAAAGAUCUGGUAUAGGGUCUAUAUUAUCAAGUAGUAUUGCAAGUUCAACGUCAGUAUCCCUCAUGUCCACCAUGGCUACUCGUGUUCUCUCUGCCAAAACAUUUGCACUUGCUGAGCUUGAGAAGGCAACAGAUAAGUUCAGUUCAAAGAGGAUUUUGGGUGAAGGAGGAUUUGGACGUGUUUACUUUGGGAUUAUGGAAGAUGGAACUGAAGUUGCUGUUAAAUUGCUUACAAGGGAUAAUCAAAAUGGAGAUCGUGAAUUUAUUGCAGAAGUUGAGAUGCUAAGUCGAUUGCAUCACCGUAAUCUUGUGAAACUGAUGGGUAUAUGCAUUGAAGGGCGGACACGCUGCUUGGUGUAUGAGCUAAUUCACAACGGCAGUGUUGAGUCCCAUUUGCAUGGUGUUGACAAGAUAAAGGGUCCUCUUGACUGGGAUGCACGGUUGAAGAUUGCCCUUGGAGCAGCGAGAGGAUUGGCCUAUCUUCAUGAAGAUUCUAAUCCUCGUGUAAUACACCGAGAUUUCAAGGCUAGUAAUGUUUUACUAGAAGAAGACUUCACGCCAAAGGUUUCAGAUUUUGGGUUAGCAAGGGAAGCAACCGAAGGAAGUAAUCAUAUUUCUACUCGGGUCAUGGGAACUUUUGGGUAUGUUGCCCCAGAAUAUGCAAUGACUGGGCAUUUACUUGUCAAGAGUGAUGUUUACAGUUAUGGGGUUGUGCUCCUUGAGCUUCUCACUGGAAGAAAACCUGUGGAUAUGUCCCAACCUCAGGGACAGGAGAAUUUGGUAACUUGGGCGCGACCGCUACUGACCAGUAGAGAGGGUUUGGAGCAGUUGGUCGAUCCUUCUUUGGCCGGAAGUUAUGACUUUGAUGACAUGGCUAAGGUGGCAGCCAUUGCUUCCAUGUGUGUUCACCCAGAGGUGACCCACAGACCUUUUAUGGGUGAAGUUGUGCAAGCUCUAAAACUAAUAUACAAUGACACAGAUGAAACUUGUGGGGAUUGCUGUAGUCAAAAGGAAUCGUCUGCUCGAGAUUCCGACUUUAAAGGCGAUUUUGCCCCAUCCGAUAGCAGUUGGUGGAAUGCCGGUGGGCUCACCCCUCGAUUAACUUAUGGGCAUGCCUCUUCCUUCAUCACAAUGGAUUACAGUUCUGGACUUGAAGAGAUGGAAAACAGACCGUUUUCAACUUCUACUUUGGUUGGGGGUGAGAUGUCUUUACCAAUUAGGCAUGGAAACAGAUCAGGUCCCUUGAGAACAGUCAGAAGCAAGGCUGCCUUCUAUAGGUUUUCAGGAAGUAGGAGUGAGCAUGGGGGACUCCUUCCAAAGCGUGCUUGGAAUGAUGAUGGGUAUUGUGCUUGAGAUUUCAUUUUAGCGUUUUGAAUUGUACAGUUCCAGAGGAUCAGAUCUUUUUAGUGAGAGGUUGAUUGGUGUAGUUUAGGUGUGGGAUUUCUGCGGUUUCCAUGUUUGGAGAGAGAAAUUGGCUUCUAAUUUUGGAAAUAUUUCAUUCAUUAACAAUACAAGUUGGAGAUAUAAGUUGGAACACUUUCUGUAUCAUAUAUGUUAAAAUAUAUUCUUCUUGUUCAA